Molecule: messenger RNA, 1061 nt
Organism: Bufo bufo (common toad)
Lineage: Eukaryota; Metazoa; Chordata; Amphibia; Anura; Bufonidae
Exons: 4
Coding region: 129-806 (225 amino acids)
Source: RefSeq, a predicted model, not a curated record
GUCACUGCAGUCCCAGCUCAGCAGUCACACGAGACGCUCUGCUGCUGCGCUCUGUGGUUCCACUAUCUUACAGGGACCCAGACGGCGGCUUCUCCUCUCGUUACUUGUGUGACCCCAAUCCUGUGAAGAUGGGACCCGCGAUCCUGACCGCCCUCUGUCUGUGGAGCUGUGUGCUGACUGUGACACCUAUAAGCCAAGAGCAAGUAGGAAGAAUCACAAAUUACAUUGAGCAAAACAUCUUCAAGGGUGUGCAGGAUCAGUAUGCCUAUUUUGUUAAGUUUACUAAUGAAGAAUGCAACAAAGAUUUACAAACCAAAGAUCUUGACAAGGCUCUGAAAGAGGAUAAAUCUGCCGGCAUAAGUAAAAAAAUAGUCAAUAAGGAAAUCUAUAAUGGAAUUCGAAUGGUGGCCGCAUCCUACAUAAAGGAGAAGAAAUUUGACAUACAUGCUGAAUCUCGCCUAUUAAACCCUGCUCCUAUAAAGUCUCCCAUCAGCAAACUACUGGAGGGGACCCCCGCCGCUGGUUGUGUUGUAUUUUUCUCCCUGAACUCCCCUUGUGUACAGACCUGCACUGAUCCCAAGGGGAAGUACAACAUUAUCGACAAACUUAAUAAACACAACCUUCCCACGAGCCGAGCCUUCGCUUACACCAAAGUGUUCGACAAGGAUAAGAAGAAACCAGAGGACGAGGUUUGGAAAAACUGGGGAGUUCUCGAUCGCAAAAUGACUUUACUUCGGUGUAGCGGAAAUAACUGCAUUAAAUGCUUUAAUAAUGGAGUAAAAAAUAAGGCCUGCUAUAAGGAUUAGUCUAGAUGAUCAGAUUAUGUUGCUGCUUUGCUUAUAACUAUUACACAUCUUCCCAGUAGCAUAUUAACUAUAAGAUUUGCUUUUCCUUUUAAAUUUUGAAUUUUUUGUAUACCAAAUGAAAUAAAGACAUAAAUGAAUACCUAUAAAAUACUAGUAUCUGAGGAGAGACGGCUGGUGGUCACGCUCAAAGUUUAUAUCUUUAUGACAACAUAUAACAAGCUUAAUAAAUAAACUGCUGAAAUUUGAAUCUCAAAA